Molecule: messenger RNA, 1236 nt
Organism: Folsomia candida
Lineage: Eukaryota; Metazoa; Arthropoda; Collembola; Entomobryomorpha; Isotomidae
Exons: 3
Coding region: 297-1202 (301 amino acids)
Source: RefSeq, a predicted model, not a curated record
AGGUUCCGUUCAACUCAGGCUUUAUGCUUCGGAAGUAGAUGCUUUGCUCUUUCAUGGAAAAUGAUCUCUUGGGCUUCAAGUUGUUUUUAAAUAGUUAUAAAAACUAUGUGAUAGUAUGUCUUAUAUACAAAGAUCCGCAAUACUUGUUUUCGAAUAGCCUGAGGAAACAGUUGUUCCUUCACAUCAUCCAUCACAACAAACCCCAACUCGGAUGGUUGUUAACACUCAACAACCAACCCCCCCCCAUCCACCGUGCUUAUCAAUAAUUCCAAUUGUAGUGGGAAUAGGUUCGUUUGAUGGAGGUUAUGAUGACCAUUCUUUUGUGCAUUCUCCUCCUCCCCUUCCUCCGAGUCAGUGGAGAAGAGAACAUCGCUCGCCCUGAGCAAGAGGGGAAUCCCCCAAUGGAACCAAUAUCAGAGAAUAGUGAAGCAGCCCCCCACUACUGCGAAGUAUCCGACUCUGUCAUUUCCGAGGGGGUGAAGGAGUACUUGGAAAGUGAGGGGCUCAGGGAGAUUCUCCUGGUCGACAAAAGUCCCUUCCCCGAUCUCUUCCCCCUCGCAAAAUGGCUCAACCCACAAACUGUUUGGAACAAUUUCCAGAGGCUGCCUCCAAAUAUCUGUUCCCUCGAGGAAGUCAAGUGGUUUCUACGCUACUGCGCCAACAGAGAAAGCAUUAUGGACCGGGUGCGCCACUACUGGACUCAACCCCAUGACUCGGCAAUCGUUGCAGAACGCAGAGCAAGUUUGCGGAAUCUGAUUUGGCUGGACAAGUUUGAAAAUGCCGUGCUUAUUUGGUGUCCCAGCAGUCCGAGGAACAGAUGCAGACACUUUUGUCGGGGGAUAAAUGCAACCAAGUUCAAUCAUGAUGGGGACCUGGAUCUGGGGAAGUUGGAGCGUGUUCUUGUCAAACUUGUGACCAAAAAUGGGCCACUGGCCCUCACGAAUUUGACACUCAGCCAGGAUCUACUCACUCGGAUUGCUGCCUUUGAAAAAGGGAAGGAUGACGUGAGAGACGUAAAACAAAGGUUGGAGAGACUUGAGGCACAAGUAAAAAAUAUUAGUGACAUCCUGACAUCGCUUCACCAUAAUGUUACAGAACUGCAGAGCGAGAGGAGAAAAUCGCCCCCCUCUGGGAGACCUCGGAGUUAUCCUACAGUCGAUCGUCAUAUUCGUCAUUAUCCCUCCCACUUAAUAAGGAAAUAAAAUUGAAAUCCCUGAAAAUAAAAUUGAAAAAAAA